CGCGCGAGAGCUCUGGAUUUUCUCUCCAUCUGUUUUGCUCUUGCUGUUUUCUCUUUUUUGUUUGUUUUAUUAUUAUUUCUGUAUUUCUUUCCUUCCACCUGUUGCAGGGUAUUACAGCUGAGCUACAAGUCGGGAUGGAUAAUCUGCGGUUGUGUUCUUUGUAGAGACGGUACCGGUGAAGCUGGGAUUCUGACAGCUGUGUGGUUGCUGUUUGGACUGUGUGGAUUUUACAGUGCUUGUGUUCUUUCGGGAAGUAUUGGCUCAUGUAUGAAGAUCGGACGGCGGAGAGGUGAAAGUUAAUGAAUUUCGAUUUGGCAGUUUUCUUGUCAUCUGUUUUACCUGGUUUAUUUUUUUAUUGAUGAACAUGGUUUAUUUGAGUGGCAAGUCCUGCCAGCGACUUAAGUAACAAGAGAAAGCAAAGCGAGGAAAAGAUAUCUCUGGGUGCUGUUGCACGCCAUAAGUACUGGCAACUCCCAGACGGAGGAUGGCGAGUGAGCGGGUGAUACUUAAUGUCUACGAUAUGUAUUGGAUGAAUGAAUAUACUACCUUGCUUGGAAUUGGUGUAUUUCACUCUGGAAUUGAAGUAUAUGGCAGAGAAUUUGCAUAUGGUGGUCAUCCUUAUCCAUUUUCUGGAAUAUUUGAAAUCAGUCCAGGUGAUACAGCUGAACUAGGUGAAGCUUUUAAAUUUAAAGAAUCAAUAGCAUUGGGUACUACAGAUUUCACAGAAGAAGAUAUUGAACGAAUAGUUGAAGAACUUGGAAAGGAAUUUAAAGGAAAUGCAUAUCAUUUAAUGCAUAAAAACUGCAAUCAUUUUUCUUCAUCGUUAUCAGAGAUCUUGUGUGGAAAGGAGAUUCCCCGAUGGGUGAACAGACUUGCUUACUUUAGUUCCUGCAUUCCAUUCCUUCAAAGCUGCCUACCAAAAGAGUGGCUAACGCCUGCUGCCCUUCAGUCCAGCGUCAGUCAAGAGUUAAUGGAAGAGUUGGAGGAGGCCGAGGAUGCGGCUGCCUCAGCAUCAGCAUCCAGUUCAACUACUGCUGUACCCAGACCAGGACGUCAUACCAAACUAUAAUACUAACAAGCAUUUAUUACUGACUGCAAUAAUGCAAUGAUUUUUUUUGAGAGACAGAAAAAAUACAGAGGAAUAUCUGUAUCAUUUCUUUUCUAAGAAAAUAAGUUGUAGUUUUCUGGCCUUCCAGUUUAUCACUCAGGAUAAUAUUUGUAGCCAGAAAGUAGCAGUUUUAGCACCUUUUUGUAAUAUUUACUUAUAGGGUACCGGUUUUAAGCAGGAAUGCUGAUAUUUUUUUUUAUAGCAGAUAAAAAAGUCUUGUUAGCCUGAAGCUAUGGAAACCUUUGACUUGGUUCCUUUUUGAGGCCCUGUUUUUCAGAAACCUCCUAUCCUAAGUGCACUGAAGAACAACAUUUUCAGCAGUGCUUCACACCUUCGUAAAAUAAUGUGCAGAGAAGUGGUGUGUUGAUGUGUUUAAUUACUGCCACAGGUUGUGCUCUCCAGUGCAAUUUAGAUGUUAAUAAGCUGAUGAUGUCAUUUAGGUAUAUUCUUUGUUACUAUGGCUCCCAUGUGAUCACUAGAGGAACACACUAAUCAAUUGUAACAUGUUUGUAUGUUUAUACAUCAUUUGUUUCUCUACCCUGGUUAAAAAUAUGCCAGAGUUUAACACUAGUGAACAUUUUAAACAUUGAAUUUGCUAUAUGUUGUUAGUCUGGAGUUCUUUAUUCACUUAUUCUAUUAGUCUGCCAGUUGGCCAGUAAAUGACUAAGUUAGGGGACUACUUCAACUAUUUUUUGUCAUGCAGUAUCUGAAGUAAUAACUAUGUUUAUUUUGAGACUGGAUGAGCAUGGCAUAUUUGCUGUGCUUCUGGGGUUGAUGAUCUUCUUAUAGAAGUGUAGAAAUAUUCUUGGUGUGAACACCAGGUUUCCCAUUUCACCUACAGCAGGGCAUGUUUAGAAUCUGUAAACAUGAUAAACCUAACAGUAAGUUUAAUGUAUUCUUAAGUUUCAUUGUAUCCUUAUACCUGAAACUGACAUUUAUUUUGCAGUGUUUUUUUUUUUUUUUUUUUUUUUUUUUUUUGUGAUUGUGGUGUCUAAUCAGUUUUAGUAAACGGGGAAGCAGUUUAUAGUGUUAUGCUUUUUGUUAGCAUUGACAAGAGCAAUGUAUAUGGAGGCAGACAUUCAGAAGCACUAUUAAGUGUUUGUAACAUCUUACUGUUCUCUUGUCCUUCUUAUCAUUAGUGUCACGUGUAUUUCAGUAUAGUGAGCUUUGCUACUUCAGACUAAGUGACCAUAAAGUAUACCCCACAUGCUUGCAAGUUUCUUGCAUAAAUGUUUUACCUCAAAGAAUGUUAGUUAAUAUUUUGAUUCUUUUGUAAAAGGUUAGGCUUGAUGAUUUUUGCAGUUGUUCAAUUAGUAGGUAUGUUCCUGUAGAACAUUCUGAUACAAGGUGUACUGCUGCAGCUGAUUUUCUAAGCAGUCACAGAAGGUCACCCAUUUCCUCCAUCAGAGAUAUAUCUGUUUAUUAACAAUCAUAUACCUGUCAACGUAAAAGGCAAAAUGUUUUCCCCUUCUUUCUGACAUUUCACAGUUGCAGUAUGCACCUGUGGAAAAAUCCAUACAUUGUGCAGUUUAAUGUAGUGUUGGAUUUCAUUUUUCCCAUAUCUAAGUAUCUGAGACUGAUAUUUAUUUUUCUAGAAUUGCCUGUGCUCAUGAUGUAUGAUCAGUUUUAGUAAUUGCAUGACACACAAAAAAAAAAAACAUUUGUAGUGCUGCUCUAACAUUAAUAUUGAUGUACAGAGCAACAAGUACAGAAGUAGAUAUUCAAAAGCCUGAAAAAUAUUUCUGAUGUUUUAAUUUCAUGUUGGCCUUAUAAUUAGGGUGUAUGCAUUAUCUGGUCUGGGGUGUUUGCAUUAACAAAGUCCAGGAAUCUCCUGUCCUGAAAAUUUGGGUGUGUAUAGGAGUCCCAGUCUAUGGAGGGGUAAUUAGACAGCAAUGAGUGUGGUAUUUGGUUGAAUGAGGAGUGUGAUGAUCAAAGGUUAUAUCUUCUUUGGCCCCAGUUAUUGCCACUGUGGAAAGAAAAGUACAAUCACUGGUACCCUAAACUAAAUGACUGUAAAGUACAUCCUGUGUGUUUGCAAUUUUCAUGCAUAAAUGCUUUACCUCAAAGAAUGCUGUUAGAUAUUUUGUUUCUUCACUAAAAGGUU
Molecule: messenger RNA, 3212 nt
Organism: Protopterus annectens (West African lungfish)
Lineage: Eukaryota; Metazoa; Chordata; Ceratodontiformes; Protopteridae
Gene: DESI2
Product: desumoylating isopeptidase 2
Exons: 5
Coding region: 485-1069 (194 amino acids)
Biological process (GO): protein deubiquitination
Molecular function (GO): deubiquitinase activity
Source: RefSeq, a predicted model, not a curated record